GAAUGUGAUCAAGUUCAUAUAGAUGAUGUUUCUUCUGAUGACAAUGGGCAAGACCUAAGUACCUACAGUUUUGCAACUGAUGGCUUCCAUGCAGCUGCAAGUAGUGCAAACCUUUGUCUGCCAACAGGUGUAAGAGGAGGGGUUGACUGGAUGAGGAAGCUGGCUUUCCGUUACAGAAGAGUAAAAGAAUUGUAUAAUACUUACAAGAACAACAUAGGAGGUCUCCUUGGCCCUGCUAAAAGAGAUGCGUGGCUACAGUUAAGAGCUGAGAUUGAAGCUUUGACCGACUCCUGGUUGACAAAUGCACUUAAAUCAUUAUCAAUUAUUAGCACUAGGAGUAACUGUGUAAAUGUUUUGGUAACAACCACCCAACUUAUCCCAGCACUUGCAAAAGUCCUGUUGUAUAGUUUAGGAGGUGCUUUUCCUAUUGAAAAUAUUUACAGUGCAACCAAAAUAGGAAAAGAAAGUUGCUUUGAACGAAUAAUGCAAAGGUUUGGCAGAAAAGUAGUAUAUGUUGUAAUUGGGGAUGGUGUAGAAGAAGAACAGGCAGCAAAAAAGCACAACAUGCCUUUCUGGAGGAUAUCAAGUCAUUCGGACCUCUUGGCUCUACAUCAAGCACUGGAACUAGAGUAUUUGUAACUGUGUUCUAUAGUUGGCGAUCCUUUUUUAUAUUUCAAGUACACUGAAUUUUUAUGUGUGAUUCGAUGCCUCUGGCUUAACACAUAUGAAUUGUCUUAAGAAGGGAAGAAAUAUUUGGAAUGAAAAUUCCACAAUGAAGAAUUCAGAUUGCUGAAUGGAGUUAAAAUGUUAGUGCUACAUAAGGAAGCUCUAUGGUCUUAUAUAUGCAACAUUUCUAACGAAUAAAAACCUAUGGAGGUUGCUGGUACACACCAAAUGAGCCCUAAUGGGAGCGAACAAAGGACUCAUGAUGGCAAAGCACCAACAUGCGUUUUCUGACCGACAAGGUGGUGGUCAACAACAUUCCUCAAUAUGGGGUAUACUCUCAGCACUGAGGUUUGAACCAGACUUUAGCCUACCUAACCCAGAAAAUCUGAAUUGGAAUGCACUCAGACUGUAUAAUGACAAUCCUGUCUAGACCUGUAAUUUGUGUAAAUUAUUGAUGAAAAUAAUUUACUGUGACUUUAUUAGCAGCUGAUUUUUGGAAGUGGAUGCAAUUUUUCUUUUUUUGGAGGGGGUGGGGAAGGGUUAUAUAAUAUUGUCUCUUUUAUAAGUUUGGCAAACAGAAUGUGCAUAAUGAUGUGUUGUGCCUUAAAGACAAGACCGUGUUUGUGUGUUACAAUGUAAUUUUGGUUAAAAACUAUGUAGAUAAACAAAAAAAAGUUGACAUUUUUUGACAUGACCAAAUUUCAAAUUCAAGUAAUCAAAGAGCAGGGCUGCAUCAAAAGCAUUUAAGUAUUUGUUUCAGUAAGAAAAAAUAAAGGAAAGUUUGUGGUUUU
Molecule: messenger RNA, 1457 nt
Organism: Terrapene triunguis (Three-toed box turtle)
Lineage: Eukaryota; Metazoa; Chordata; Testudines; Emydidae
Product: eyes absent homolog 4
Exons: 6
Biological process (GO): negative regulation of extrinsic apoptotic signaling pathway in absence of ligand; multicellular organism development; cell differentiation
Cellular component (GO): nucleus
Molecular function (GO): protein tyrosine phosphatase activity
Source: RefSeq, a predicted model, not a curated record